Messenger RNA from Sinocyclocheilus anshuiensis, 1304 nucleotides. Its product is annotated as proteoglycan 4-like. The record is from RefSeq and is a predicted model, not a curated record. The coding region runs from base 29 to 1303 and encodes 424 amino acids. Gene Ontology annotation, molecular function: polysaccharide binding; scavenger receptor activity. The transcript is spliced from 12 exons. Gene Ontology annotation, biological process: immune response. Lineage: Eukaryota; Metazoa; Chordata; Actinopteri; Cypriniformes; Cyprinidae.
CUUGUGAUUCCAACAGUGAGCAACCGAGAUGGCCACAUAUCUGUCCUUACUGCUGCUGUUUGCAUAUGCCUCCACAAGCUCUUCAGAUCAAAGUAGCUGUAAGGGUCGUUGUGGAGAAGGCUACUACAGAGGAAGUUUGUGCCAGUGUGACUAUGAGUGUCUGAGCUUGAAUGAGUGCUGUACAGACUUUACAGAGUUGUGUACUACAAAGGACUCAUGCAAAGGAUGCUGCGGGGAGCCUUUUAAUAGAGGCAAUCUUUUUCACUGCGAUAUUGAUUGUGUCUUAUACAAUCAGUGCUGCACUGAUUAUGAGAGCAUGUGCUUGGUGGAAGAAACCUCCAAUGAGGAGAUGACCAAUGAUGAAGGGAUUGGAGGAGAAGAGUUAACGUUCCCUGAGGAUAAAAGUGAGUCCACACCUUCUGAGGGCCUUGAUGCAAGCACCAUACUCCCUGCUGAUGAGAACCCAACAGAAGGUCCAUCAAGCAUAGCACCAACAGAAGGUCCUAUAAGCACAGCCCCAACCAAAGGUCCUUCAGGGACAGUGCCAACAGAAGGUCCUACUAACACAGCACCAAAAGAAGAUGAUUAUGACACUAACCUCUGCAGUGGGCGUCCAGUCAGUGGUUUGACUACUCUCAGAAAUGGUACAAUUGUGGUGUUCAGAGGACAUUAUUUUUGGACACUGGACAAACAUAGAAAUCCUGAUCCUCCUCAGUUAAUUACAAGUGUGUGGGGAAUCCCAUCUCCCAUCGACACGGUUUACACCCGCUGCAACUGCCAGGGCAAAACCUACUUCUUCAAGGGAAAGAACUACUGGAGGUUUGAGAAUGGUCUGAUGGAUCCUGGCUUUCCCAAACCCAUCAGCAUGGGCUUCGGACAGAUUGGUCAUAUCACAGCUGCUUUAUCUAUACCUAAGUACAGAAGCAGAAAAGAGUCUGUAAUCUUCUUCAAAAGAGGUGGGAUGGCGCAAAAGUACACAUACAAGGUUACUCCAAAUUGUGGGAAAAAGCCAAGAAUUCCUAUGUUGACAGUGAGGACGAGAGCCAGACGACAAGCUGCUGCAGCUCUGGGGCAAGUUAUCAAUAUCUCAAAGACCUGGAGAGGAUUUCCGACCAUGGUGACCUCAGCUGUGUCUGUACCCUCAAGGGUGAAAGAGGGAUACAAGUAUUACAUAUUCUCUCAAAACAAUUAUCACAGCAUCAAAAUGGAAAGAGAAAAACCAGUGAUCCUCAAACCUGCUACAGGUCCAAAGGAAACCUCGGCAACCAGCUUCUUUAAAUGCCCAGAAACCCAGAAAAACUGAG